GCGGCGGGCUGAUAGCGCGCGCGGCGCUGGCGUCGUCGUCACUACCGGUGUCUUUAGCGGCGACCUGUUCGGUUGCGGUGGUGGCGGUGACAGCGCUCGGACCUUGCGCGCCCAUCUCUCGGAGCAUCUGCAGGAUCCAUCUAGCGUGGAGCAUCAGCAACACCAGCCCUACUAAGCACCCUAGAUGUGGAGAUGAGCCAUGGGCAGGCGAGUGGUGCCGACUACGACUACCUCAUCAAGUUCCUGGCGCUGGGCGACUCCGGCGUGGGGAAGACCAGCUUCCUCUACCAGUACACCAACUCGACAUUCAACAGCAAGUUCAUCUCCACCGUGGGCAUCGACUUCCGAGAGAAGAGAAUCACGUACCGUUCGCCCGAGGGUGGCGGCCGCAGCCAGCGCAUCUACCUGCAGCUGUGGGACACGGCCGGCCAGGAGAAGUUCCGCAGCCUGACCACGGCCUUCUUUCGGGAUGCCAUGGGCUUCCUCGUGCUCUUCGACCUCACUAGCGAACAGUCCUUUCUCAGCAUCCGUUCGUGGCUCGAGCAGCUGCGCACUCACGCGUACUGCGAGAACCCGGACGUGGUUCUGUGCGGCAACAAGGCGGACUUGGAAGAAGGACGCGCCGUGACCGAGGAGCGAGCGAGGGCCGAGGCCGCCAAGCACGGCUUCCCGUACUUCGAGACGAGCGCCGCCACGGGACACAACGUGGGGCGCGCCGUGGACGCGCUGCUGGAGCUCGUCAUGCGACGAAUCCAGCAGACCGUCGACCGCGGAGGGCAGGCGCUGCCGCACCACACGGGCCCGCGCUCCCCGCUCAGCGACGGAGACCCCCUGCGAAGGGCCCCCGGAGAAGACCCGCUGCCGCCGACCCACAACGGCUGCACCUGCUAGUGUUAGGCUGCAUGGGACGAUGCCCAGAGACAAGAGGCCAUACCCUCCCACUGCCGCCAAGCGCCAAAAAACCCUCCUGGCGUCCGGCAGCGUCGGGACCCCCCGAACCCGACCCGGAGGAGGCACCUUCCUCUCCCACACCCUGAAGCGCAUGUCUCCCCAGCCCGUGCAUUCCGUGCCUGGCGACAUCCCGACGAACUGUCUAAAUUCGCCGGCGCGGUUGGCUGUGUGCAGCGCAGCGUUAUUGUUUACACUGGCCACUUGAGGUCGGGCUUUCUGGACCAAGCUUCACCGGUGUUGUUUAUUUGUUACGAGAAAGCCGUGGUCUUCUAGUCCCUUUUUUAUUUUUAUGUGUGUCUUUUUCCUCGUCGCAUUUCUUCGCCAAUCGUUUAUAUACCUGCCCCGUGGAGUUUUCUUCUUUCUUUCUAAGUUGUAGGCUGGUUCGAACGCUGUACCAGGGGUGUCCGAUAUUAGGACUGGCGUUCUUUAAAACUUCUCUGUGACUGCGAUCACAUUCGCGCGUCCUUGCGAAAGCAAAACAAAAAGCUGUGUUAAUUAUUUCAACCUCGUGAAAUCGUGACGCGAGGUUCGGAGAUUGGAGCGUUUUAUGUUGUGUUUCUUGACUCCCUAAACUAACUUUGCUGAACGCAACCUUUAAUGUUAAGCGGAAUCUCCGACAGCCCGCUAAAUGCGAUCCGUCUCUCAUUGCAAUUGUGUUGCUUGUGGCCGACUGUUGAUUUAUUCACGCGUUCAUAAAUAUGCACUGUUUGUUGGUAAGCAUGCACACUACCUAGAUAUGUUUCUGCAGUCGUAUAUGUUAAGGGGGACGUUCGUAACGUUAUUGACCGCCUGUCUACGGGAGGCGAUGCAGAUAUUGCAGAUUUGUAAUGCCACGGGAACACUUAUUAAGCGGGCCCAUAAAGACUAUUGCGUUUGGUGCCGCAAUGUUGGGCUCUUAAAGUCGUCGUUUUGCAAGUGUAACAGCUAAAUGAGCGCUACUGUGGUAGAUCCCAUACACACGAAAACGGAUGUACGGAGUCACUUCGCAUUUUAAGAACUUGUUAUUUGGCGUCACCACGUACAACUGAGAAAUAAUUCGUGUGAAAGCCCAAGAUGGCAGUGCCCAUUAAUCAAAAAAGAAAUUCACUUAGCAGGCGCAAGCAACAUGAGCGUCAGCGCAUAAGAACGUUAACUGUGGUACAAAAUGAACGAUCUGUAAUUGAAACAUUCAGUAUAUAUGCCUAUCGUUCUUGCUUGGAUAGAUUUUCCAACUGCGAAGGCUUAUAAAUAUCGCAAACUUGUGGAUGAACUGCAAAAGUUUGUUACAACACCGUCUGAAUCCCGAUUUCGCAAGCGCUACCUGUUUGGAAUUUUAUUCACUCGUCCAUUCGAAGUCGUCUCGACAGUGUUCCCGACUAAGCAUCGUGUACCAAUUGCGACGUCACAGGGACCCAGUAUAUGGUUGUAACGCGCUUCCUCUUCUACGCAUGAAGCUUCUUUCUAGAAAAAUUGGGCGAAAAGCUAGAAGUGGGUCGAUAGCUAUCCCAGGAAGCUAUUCUUUUAAAAAGGUUCCCUUACAGCGAACCGUAUCCUCAUUGCACGUCAGACUGCACAAGACAGUAAUACACUUGAUUCCUUAUUGUUCACGAUUGUUCAAAAUCACAACUUAGGCGCUCUGUUCCAGAUUAGGCUCUCGCUUUAUAUUAUAUAAGUCGACAGUUCAGGCAAGGAGUGGAUAAUGUAGAAAUAGCUUGGAAUAUAUAAAACAUACACAUAUACAGUGCCAACGCGGAUCGUUAUACAAAAACAGUGACGCGUAAUGACGUCACCAAUGGACGCCUCAACACAUGACCGCGACCAGGACGAUCUUUGAUGUUGUUUAUAUAUAUUCAAUAUAAGCCUGGACAAGUGCUGACAAUCUACCGUGCUAAAAAAAGAUAAAGCAAAAGGGCCAAUGCUAGUCAUUUUAUCCAGCUGUUGAGAUAUUUUGUUAAGCUAUACAUCAGCCCCGAAGAGCGUCAAGUUUUGUAUAUGAAUCUACUAUAUACAAUGUUACAGCCGUGGUCGAGGCAUAAAGUGCUGUGAGAUCAAAACGAAAUGCGUUUUGUAGUUAGGAUCGAAGUUAUCACUGUGUGUUCACAGAUUGAAUGGCGAGUCGUAAGGCUAAGAUAAUUAGUACCGCCACACAUAUACGGCAGUUUCGUUUGAGUUGAAAACUAUAUUGGUGGGCAGAGAACCCCCUUUAAGAGAAAAUACCGGCAGGCCUUGAGCCAUCGCGAUAGUAAAUGUAAAAGAGCUUUCUUGCCAAAGAACACUAUUCUUAAUGAGUAAAUCUAUCCGCUUCUUAUGUUCUUGUGAAUCGUCUUACAGCUGUGUUCCAUUCCUGUUUACCGCACUCGCCUAAAAUAAACAAAGACCUUGCGUUGAAAGUCUCGGUGGGGCAUAUUGCUGCUUAUGUGAGUAUACCAGUGAAGUCAUCGGCAGCUGCCGUAUUUCGAUGGAGGCAGAAUGCUGGAGGCCGGUGUAAUUAGAUUAAUGCGCACGUCAAAGAAUUACGGGGGGCCGAAAUUUCGAGAGUCCUCCGUUACGGCGUUUGGGACUUAGAAAAAUUAUUAUUAAGUCAGCCCACUGCACCAUUCGCAACCGUGAAAGCGCGAAUUCUUUCGUUUACACUUCGGUGAAUCGGAAUAGCGAUGUGCACACGCUUACGAGCAGCGUGACGAUUUAUGUGUCGGAUCAAGAACAAGGCCUCCGGGGAAGAACUCCGCGCACUUGACAGCACUAUGCCCCACUGUGCCCAAAGUCCGCACGUGGAUACAGGGUCGUACCGACGACGUCGCCGUUUCUAUACAUACAACUUCUCCCUGCAAUCCUCACUGCACUUGCAUUCACAGCUCUACAUCUUUCCCAGUGUCAGAAAAAGGAAAACCCGUGCCUCAAAUCGUUCCGACAGUGUGACGCCUGUAAGUGCAGCCAGUGGUGUGACGUCACGCGUUUCUAACUCGCGGUCUCCUCUGUCUGUCCGCGUGAAUUGAAACAAAAAACGAGGUGCGCAGAUUGUCGUCGUCGUUGGUGUGUUUGUGUGUGCACGUGACCGAAGUCGACGGGAAAUCGCGUGACGUUCGUGCGCGUGCUUGUCGCUGAACCAAUCACAGCUCUCUUUGGCGUCGCGGACGCUAAGCAACUCGAAGCGUUCGCUAUUCGAGGCCAAAGUUGUUGUAACCGAGUGACGUGCCCGAAGAGGCUGUAAGCGACACGUCGAAGAAUACUUUCUGUUAUAUCUUGUUGAGUGUGAAAUAAAACUGAAUUGCAAAAAAAAAA
This is a messenger RNA of Rhipicephalus microplus (southern cattle tick), 4212 nucleotides long. It is a transcript of the gene Rab27, whose product is annotated as RAS oncogene family member Rab27. Gene Ontology annotation, molecular function: GTP binding; GTPase activity. NCBI's taxonomy places the organism in Eukaryota, Metazoa, Arthropoda, Arachnida, Ixodida, Ixodidae. The record is from RefSeq and is a predicted model, not a curated record.